This is a messenger RNA of Cyclospora cayetanensis, 4692 nucleotides long. RefSeq names its product DNA-directed RNA polymerase III subunit RPC1. Gene Ontology annotation, biological process: DNA-templated transcription. The transcript is spliced from 10 exons. The record is from RefSeq and is a predicted model, not a curated record. Lineage: Eukaryota; Apicomplexa; Conoidasida; Eucoccidiorida; Eimeriidae. The coding region runs from base 76 to 4692 and encodes 1538 amino acids. Gene Ontology annotation, molecular function: DNA binding; DNA-directed RNA polymerase activity.
UUUGACGUUCUAGGGAGCACCGAAAUAUCUCAGCUAUCGCAGCUCGAGGUCGUCAAUAGGGAGCUGUACGUCCACAUGACGAGCACGCCGCAUCCUUUUGGAGUUCUUGACCUCAGACUGGGACCAAAUCGCAGCGAUGCAGCCUGCCAAACCUGUGGCCGCUCAAUCCUCCAGUGCGCUGGUCACUGGGGGCACGCGCGCCUCGAAGUUCCCGUUUUUCACUGUGGGUACUUCAAGUAUAUCCUGCAGAUCCUGUACUGCCUCUGCAAGCGCUGCGGCACCCUUCUGCUGUCGCCAGAGGCGAAGGCGAGGACGCUUAUGCGCAUGCGGCGGUUUAAAGACGACCCCAUCAUGAAGCGCGUUCUCUUCAGACGCACCGUGGAGGCCUGUAAGAAGACCACAAGGUGCCCUGAAUGCGAGGCCCCCCAAGGCGUCCUUAAGCGGAUCGUGAGGCCCCUGUUGGAUCAGUUUCUCAAGAUAAGACAUGUGGUCAAGAACAAGGAGGGCCGAGCGAUGGUCACAGAAGAGGAUCUUCACCCGCUUUUUGUCCAAAAUCUGCUUAGGCGUAUGCGCCCCUCGGACUGCGAGGUGUUGGAUAUCGUGGCGCCAGAGAAGAUGCUCAUUCAGCACCUGCUGAUCCCCCCCAAUUGCAUUCGUCCCUCGGUGACCAUUGGGGAGCAGGGGUCCAACGAAGACGAUUUGACAUGCGUUUUAGCGGAUAUCAUGGAGUUGAAUAAUGUGCUUCGCAGCCACGCGGCGUCCGGCUUCCAUACAACACAAUUUUUGGGUCUGUGGGAAUUCUUGCAGCUGCAGUGCACACGGCUCAUCAACUCCGAGGCCCCCGCCGUUUCGCAGCUGCUCGCGUCGAAAAACAUCACAAAAGCAGGACGAGGGAUUUGUCAGCGUCUUAAGGGCAAGGAAGGCCGUUUCAGAGGAAAUCUCUCCGGGAAAAGAGUAGACUUCUCAGGCCGCACCGUCAUAUCUCCAGACCCCAAUGUGGAUGUCUUCGAGGUCGUCGUGCCAGAGUGGGUUGCUAAGCGCCUGACGUUUCCCGAAAAGGUUUGCGCUGCGAGUCUCCCAAGGCUGAGGGCCGCAGUUCUUAGGGGAUGCGAUGAGUGGCCAGGGGCCUCCUAUGUCAACAAAGCAGACGGGGCUAAGUGCAGCCUGAGGUACGCGAAUCGGCGACUGGUAGCGGAGAACCUGCAAAUCGGGGAUACAGUAGAGCGCCACCUCCACAACGGCGACGUUGUUCUCUUCAAUCGACAGCCCUCUCUGCACCGUGUGAGCAUCAUGGCCCACAGGGCUCGGGUAAUGCCAUGGAGGACCUUUCGUUUCAACGAAUGCGUGUGUUCUCCGUAUAAUGCGGACUUCGACGGGGACGAGAUGAACUUACACUUGCCCCAGACUCAGGAGGCGCGUGCUGAGGCGCUGCAUCUCAUGGGGGUCGUCAGGAACUUGGUAACGCCUAAGAAUGGGGAGCCGCUUAUUGCAGCCACACAAGACUUCCUCUCGGGCUGCUACCUCCUGACGCACAAAGACACCUUUUUUUCCCGUGCCGCCUUCUGCCAAGUCUGCUCGUCCUUCACGGAUGGAGUCGUUCGUGUCGACCUCCCACCCCCCGCUAUUCUGUAUCCCGAGGAACUGUGGACGGGGAAGCAGGUCAUCAACGUGCUCCUCAGGCCGAACCGCAGCUGCAGGGUCAUGCUCAACUUCGAGGUUAAGGAAAGAGAGUUCUCGCCACAAGCCGUGCCUCAUGGGGCCCCCCCGUUCAUGUGUCCUAGAGACGCGUACGUUGUAUUCCGACAGUCCGAGCUACUCGCCGGCUGCAUUGGCAAGAAAGUUCUUGGGGACGCAAAGCACGGUCUGUUCUUCCACUUGAUUCGCGACAACUCGGAGAGUCUGGCGGCAGCGUGCAUGGGCCGAGUGGCGCGCUUGUGCGCACGUUGGUUUGCGUCUUACGGGUUUACAAUCGGAAUAGACGAUGUAACGCCGGGGCCGGAACUUGUGGCAGCUAAGCAGAAUCUGCUGGAGGAGGGUUACAAGCAAGUGGAUGAGGAAAUCAAGCUUUUCAGGAGGGGCGCCAUGCAGCCGCAUCCAGGCUGUACUCUAGAGCAGACUUUGGAGGUGCGUGUCAAGCGGAUUCUAGACGAUCUUCGGAAUGAGGCCGGCAAGGUCUGUAACCAGAUGUUGAAGCCCCUCAACAAGCCAGUGGUAAUGUUCCAGUCAGGAGCUAAAGGGGCCCUCAUCAACAUUGCACAGAUGAUCGCCUGUGUAGGGCAGCAGAAUGUCUCAGGACAGAGGAUCACCAACGGCUUCGUUUCGCGUACGCUCCCGCACUUUCCUAUGGACUGCAAGGAUGCCAAAAGCAGGGGCUUCGUGGCCAACUCCUUUUACAGCGGCCUCGAUCCAGACGAGUUCUUCUUUCACACAAUGUCUGGCAGAGAAGGGCUGGUGGAUACUGCUGUCAAAACCGCAGAGACAGGUUACAUGCAGCGACGCCUCAUGAAGGCCCUGGAGGACCUCUCCAUAAAAUAUGAUCACACCGUCCGAACGAGUGAUGGUCAAAUCGUUCAAUUUGUGUAUGGUGAUGAUGGCCUGAACCCGAUUAUGAUGGAAGACAAGAACAGGCCCGCAAACUUCGAUAAGGUCUUUCAGCACGUAUCGGCAAUGAUCAAACUCCCUUUCCUCCCCAAUCACGUGAACGCACAGGCUCUCCUCAGCCAAGACCAGCCAAAGGCGUUUAACCGGGGGCCUCCGAGCCAGAAGUGCUCCAGAUGGGCACCCAGCGAAACAGACCCCGACGUCGUGCUGCCACCCUCAGACCCCGCAAGCGUGCAGACGCUUUUGGAAAUGGCAGAGGCUGCAGAUGCUGAGGCGGCUGGGGAGCCUUCGACGUGCGCAGAGGAAACAACCGCAGCAGAACGGGAACUGUGGGGCCGUCUGCCUGAGACCUGUAGACACAAACUGGGCCUCUGGCGUCGAUGGCGCGCAUCCCAGCGUCAGCAGCAACGACCGCCGAAGCACCAGCAAGACGCGUCUUGUAGCGAUCCUCUGGCUCAGCAAGCACACAAUUACUUACGAGCCCAUCUUGCGGUGUACGAGUGGCUGCCACGUGAGAAGCGAGACUUACCCUUGUUGCCAUAUGAGAUCCUCUGCUGGACGCACUUUCUUGUAGAGCUUAUGGGAGAGGUUAUCUCGCAGCAGCUUUUCUACCAUCAGGGGGUCGCUCUUGGGGAGGCUGAAACCCACCAAGCGGGCACGGAAAAGGUGCGAGUCUUCAAGGAGGAGCUUCGUGAGUGGCUUACUGCCAAAGCCCAAGACGUUGCGAAGUAUAGGAACAAUGACGGAGAGAAAGAGGCGCUCACAUCUGAGAGCUUUCAAGCGACCCUAUCGGAUUGGCGGCAAGCGGGCUUUGGUGUCCAAAGGCGCUGCUGGAUCAUGGGACACAGAAACAACGCUGAUGUAGACCCCAGCUGCCCCCCAGGCGAGGUCGCUAAUGUGCAUGUGGUUGCUGAAGGCUUGGUGAAGGCUACCUGCGCACACUUCCGUCUAUGGAAGUUCAACAGACAUUACUGGGUGACAGCACGGCACAUUUUCGAGUUUCUACGGUGCAGUUGGCGCAAGUACCAACGAGCCAUCAGCGAGCCAGGGGAGGCAGUCGGGGCCAUGGGGGCACAGUCCAUAGGAGAGCCUGGUACCCAGAUGACUCUUAAGACGUUUCAUUUUGCUGGCGUCGCAUCGAUGAACGUCACACUCGGUGUCCCGCGGAUCAAGGAGAUUAUUAACGCGGCAUUGAAGAUUCAGACCCCAAUUAUUGAAGCUCCUCUGCUAAACAAUUCAGAUUACAACUACGCCGUCCUGGUUAAGAAUCGAAUAGAGAAAACCCUUUUGAGCGAAUGCUGCUCGUACAUCAAAGAAACGUACACGCCUGAAGGAGCCUGGCUCAGCAUCAAACUUGACGCGCAUACUAUCCGCACACUCUUCUUGGAUAUUAGUGCCGAAAAGGUGAAGGACGCGAUUUUGCGACACACAAUGAUCAACAAAGUGCGUUUAACAAAGAAUUGCGUCGAAGUAGUGAAUGAAUGGAAGUUGCGGGUGCUACCACCGGGAGGAGAUCAAAUCUUUUUCCAGCUUCAGGCGCUUAAAGCUGGACUCCUUGAAGUUGUGCUCUCCGGUUACAAGGAUGUAAAGCGUGGUGUCAUCAAGCAUGAAGAAGUUAAGGGGCCAGACGGCAAUGUGCAGCACGUCUACAGCCUGGCCGUUGAGGGCUACGGACUGAGGGAUGUUAUGGGCACACCAGGGGUUAGAGCUGUGAACGUAACUUCCAAUCAUGUUAUGGAAGUUGCUCAGAUCCUGGGGAUAGAGGCAGCGCGCCAAGUCAUCAUAACGGAGAUCAGGAAAUGCAUGGACGCGUAUUCCAUGGACAUUGACUGCCGACACAUGACCCUCUUAGGGGACGUCAUGACCUUCAGAGGCGAAGUCUUGGGAAUUAAUCGUUUUGGCAUCCAGAAGAUGAGAGCUUCCACUCUAGUCUUGGCUUCAUUCGAAGAAACAAAUGAACAUCUCUUCGAGGCCGCAGUACAUCACAGGUCAGACCCCGUGAAAGGAGUCAGCGAAUGCAUUAUCAUGGGCAAGCCGAUGGCGCUGGGCACCGGGUCAUUUGAUAUUCUCGCCUCCCAACCCGCACGGUGA